AAUGUUGAGAGAAGGCCGCGUUGGAUUUUUUUCGUUGUAAAGGGCUUGUGUUUUGUAUCUAGUAUAGAUAUCAGGUCAGAAGUCAUAGUAGAAUAAUGUAUUUUGCCCCAAAAUUAUCUUCAAUUCAUACAUACAGAUACGUACAGUACUCUACCUUGCAAGUUGACCCAAAACAUAGUAUAAGUGAGGUGAGGAAGUGUUGAUUUGGAGGGACAAAGAAGACGUAAGAGAGAAGAAAUUAAACUGUGUGUUGAGGUUCAAAAACAGACAGAUCGAGAAAAGAGAAGUACUCCUUCCUCACCUUCAAUUCUCCCAAAUCUCCUCUCCUCCAUCGACCUUCACUACUCCAUUACUCCUUCCAAAAUCCUUAGUUACUAAUCAAAAUAUUCCACCUUAAUUUUCCUCGAUCGUGUUCUUAACUCAUUACCAGAGAGAGACACUAUACACAACACAAGAGAAGAGAAGAGAAACAAAGAUGCGCAACAUGGCAAGUUCUGCUUCAUCACGAGGCAUUGCAGCCAUCGUUGGUGUAGGGCCCAACCUCGGCCUGUCCAUCGCUCGCAAGUUCGCUCAUGAAGGCUACACCGUCGCCAUUCUCGCUCGUGACUUAGGGAGGCUUUCAAGAUUCGCGGAAGAAAUAGCGAGGGAAGAAAUGGCACAGGUGUUUGCGAUAAGAAUCGACUGUUCCGAUUCCAAGAGCGUGAGAGAGGCAUUUGAAGGGGUGCUGUCACUGGGAUACGUGGAGGUUCUGGUUUACAAUGCAGCGCACCACCCACCAUUCUCUUCCGCACCCACCUCCUUCCUACACCUCCCUCUUCAAUCCUUCGAGAAAUCGCUAGAUGUUUCAUCCCUCGGUGCUUUCCUCUGCGCUCAACACGUGCUGCCGGGCAUGGUUGAAAGAGGAAAGGGCACGAUUCUCUUUACUGGCUGCUCCGCUUCUCUUAACGGCAUUGCUGGAUACUCUGAACUAUGCUGUGGGAAAUUCGCUUUGAGGGCACUUUCACAAUGCCUGGCCAGGGAAUUUCAACCUCAAGGAGUGCAUGUAGCCCAUGUUAUCAUUGAUGGUGUUAUUGGCCCACCCAGAGGAACAAGUACAACAGCGUCGUCGUCGCAGAGAGGUUCGGUUAACAUGGACCCAGACGCAGUGGCUCAAAGCUACUGGCAAUUGCACGUUCAGGACAAAAACGCUUGGACUCAGGAGAUGGAUCUUCGUUCCUCUUCUUCUGUAUUCUACUAGUGACUCCUACAUUAUAUUAAUUUUUUGUCUGCUCUUUCCCUACCUUCCGUAUUUUAUGUCCCUCAAUUAUAAUUUUCUGUCUUUCAAUCAUUUCCAACACUGAUGUCUCACCAUCAAUUUAGAAUUAAUUAAUGAUGUUCCUGAUCAGCUAAUGCACUGUGCUGAAUUGUGUGUAUAAAGAUUUUACUGCAUUGAAAUGUUUGAUUGAUCAUAUGAGCG
Molecule: messenger RNA, 1456 nt
Organism: Lotus japonicus
Lineage: Eukaryota; Viridiplantae; Streptophyta; Magnoliopsida; Fabales; Fabaceae
Exons: 5
Coding region: 476-1237 (253 amino acids)
Source: RefSeq, a predicted model, not a curated record